Molecule: messenger RNA, 1845 nt
Organism: Cuscuta campestris
Lineage: Eukaryota; Viridiplantae; Streptophyta; Magnoliopsida; Solanales; Convolvulaceae
Source: the annotation of a GenBank genome assembly
UCAAACACCCCAUAGUCUCCACAUUCACUCCUCUGUGGUCAUUCGCCUCUUCCGAUCUCUCUCUUCCAUCGGCUCUCUCCAGUUUUAGUCCUUCAUCUCCUUUAGAUCGAGAUUGCGUCCAGGCUGAGUAUCCGAGCGGCUAGGUCUGAGUUCUAUCUACGUUUUCUCCGCCUCCGUCUUCCUAGCUAAAAACUCCUAUCCAGGCGAACGAAAGGAAUGGUAGGCGAUGGCAGAGUGAUAGAACACAAGGCAUACGCACGAGUUGGCCUUUUAGGAAACCCAAGUGAUGUUUACUAUGGGAACACCAUCUCCUUUAGUCUUGGUAAUUUCUGGGCUUCGGUGCACCUUGAGCCUUCGUCUGAGCUGCUCAUCUCCCCUCAUCCUACUCACGAUCUUGUUGAGUUCAAUUCCCUUCAUCAUAUGGUAAACCGGUUGCAAAAUGAGGGUUAUUAUGGUGGAGUUAGGUUGCUUAUGGCAAUAUGUAAGGUGUUUUACAAUUACUGCAAACAUAACAACAUCAGUCUGCACGAAGAAAAUUUCAAGCUCUCAUACGAUACUAACAUUCCCCGACAGACAGGUCUUUCCGGCUCUAGUGCAAUUGUAUGUGCUGCACUAAGUUGUCUCCUUGACUUUUACAAUGUUAGACAUCUGAUUAAAGUUGAGGUCAGACCAAACCUCAUCCUCAGUGCAGAAAAAGAACUUGGGAUUGUGGCUGGUUUACAGGAUAGGGUAGCACAGGUCUAUGGUGGUGUUGUUUAUAUGGAUUUUGGCAAGAGGCAUAUGGAUGAAUUAGGUCAUGGAUUGUAUACACCCAUGGAUAUUAAUCUUCUCCCUCCUCUGCAUCUAAUCUAUGCUGAGAAUCCCAGUGAUUCUGGAAAGGUCCACAGUUCAGUUCGCCAAAGGUGGUUAGAUGGGGAUAAGUUCAUAAUAUCUUCAAUGGAAGAUGUUGCAAAAAUAGCUGUGGAAGGGAGAAAAGCAUUGCUUGAGAAGGACUAUACUAAGAUUGCAGAGCUUAUGAACAAAAAUUUUGACCUUCGAAGGCAAAUGUUUGGGGACGAGUGUCUGGGUGCGUUGAACAUCGAGAUGGUAGAAGUGGUUCGAAGAGUGGGUGGGGCCUCAAAGUUUACAGGGAGUGGGGGUGCUGUGGUUGCGUUCUGUCCAGGCGGGCCGUCCCAAGUGCAGCAGGUUCAGGAAGAAUGCAAGAAAUGUGGGUUUAUAAUGGAGCCCAUACAAGUCAUGCCUUCAUUCCUUAAUGACACUGAUCUCCUAACUCUGCAAUCUAAAUAAGGCCUCCCAUUUUUCUUCUUCUUAAGCUCCUUGAAUAAAUAAAUGUCUUGCACAUCAAAACAAGAUUAUGAACUUUUGAAAGACAGAUUCUGUUUAUUCUUCCUUUAUGUGUACAUGUUGUUUGUAUGGUUUAAUAUUUCAAAUACAUGAAUAAAAGUCCACAUUGGACAGGUUCUUCUAUUGUGAGCCUUGAUGAAAUGCUCGCAAGAUUGACUCACCUGAACACGAACAUAAUCUGUUAAACACAGUACUACGUGAAAAGCUCGAAAAAUCUAUACUUGUAAGUACAUUAUAUUGUAUAUAUAAAGAAGAAAGAAACAGAAUUGGAAGCCCAGCUCGAGGCAAUCGAAAGCAUGAGUAGACAACUCGGAGAAGAAAGAGAGGAAAUACCAAAGCAGCUGACGACAGUUUGUUCUCUUGUUAAGGACAAGGCUAGCAAAAUUGAAGUUAAAAAAGUGGAGGCAAAUUGUUUACACCAACAAUUUGAGCAGAGGUUGAAGUCAAAGUGUGCUGCUAUGAGACAUCUCUUUGCCUGAGAAAGAAAAAAUAGGAUGGUCU